CCUGUGUCGCGUGAAACGCAGCUCUGCUGUGUCCCACUGGUUUUUGGAUUCUCGCUAUAUAGACUGUGUUAUAGAUUUUCUUUUUUUUUUUUUUUUUUGUUAUUUUUAUUCUUAUUUUCCUCUUCGUUCUAUUCCAUUCCCAAUGUUCAAAAUGGCGGAUCAUCCGCGUUCAAUGGAGUCCAGGGUGGGACGCAAAAACCAACGGUACGGACCGAAAGGUGAACGACUCGUGGCCGGUGUGGUUCCAUUGUCCGCGGACAAGACGAAGGUGCUUAUGAUCCAAUCUGCGGGACGUGGCGGCUGGGUGCUUCCCAAAGGCGGUUGGGAGACCGAUGAAGUCAGCGCCCAGCAAGCUGCCUGCAGAGAAGCGUGGGAGGAGGGCGGGAUAAUAUGCACGGUGCACAAAGACCUGGGGUUGAUCCCAGAUAUGCGGCCAUCGGCAUUGUUGACAUCUACGGCCCCGAAGGCGUCCUACCAGUUCUUCGAGGUCACCGUGGACCGGGAAGAGGACCAAUGGCCCGAGAUGCACAAGCGGAAGCGUCAAUGGGUCAGCUUUGCGCAAGCGGCCGAGGCGCUUGCCAGUCGUCCCGAGCUUCUGGAAGCGCUGAAACGCAGCUCCAUGCGGAGGUAGCGAUGGCGUA
Molecule: messenger RNA, 641 nt
Organism: Aspergillus ibericus CBS 121593
Lineage: Eukaryota; Fungi; Ascomycota; Eurotiomycetes; Eurotiales; Aspergillaceae
Product: NUDIX hydrolase
Exons: 2
Coding region: 143-631 (162 amino acids)
Biological process (GO): diadenosine hexaphosphate catabolic process; diphosphoinositol polyphosphate metabolic process; diadenosine pentaphosphate catabolic process
Cellular component (GO): nucleus; cytoplasm
Molecular function (GO): diphosphoinositol-polyphosphate diphosphatase activity; bis(5'-adenosyl)-hexaphosphatase activity; bis(5'-adenosyl)-pentaphosphatase activity
Source: RefSeq, a predicted model, not a curated record